AUGUAUUUAACAUUCUCCAGAAAAUCUGUGUCACAGAAACUGAGCAUUUUACUUCUUGCCUUUGGUUUUGUUUGGGGAUUGAUGUUGCUACGCUACACGUUUCAGUAUCCUAGGCAUCAGAGCAGCUCAGAGCUCCGACAGCAGAUAUUAGACCUGAGCAGAAGAUAUGUCAAGGCCUUAGCUGAAGAGAAUAAGGAUCUUGUAAAUGGUGGGAAUGCAGGAUCCAUGGCAGGAUAUGCUGAUUUGAAGAGGACAAUUGCAGUUCUUCUGGGAGAUAUCCUGGAACGCCUCGGGAAGCUAGAAAACAAAAUUGACUAUUUUAUUGUGAAUGGAUCAUCCAGUAACAGUACUAACAGCACCACUGGGAAUCCAGUUUUAACUACUAGCAAACGCAUCCCAGCCACUGGAAAGAGAUGA
This is a messenger RNA of Staurois parvus, 417 nucleotides long. Lineage: Eukaryota; Metazoa; Chordata; Amphibia; Anura; Ranidae. The record is from the annotation of a GenBank genome assembly.